AUGGACCGCACUCACCUGAUCGAGCUCCACACCAGUGACCCAAGCAGCCACUCACUCUCAGGUCAUCACAGAAAUCAAGCUCGAAACAAGGGGAAAAUGGAAGCCGUUGCGGCCUCGGCGAAGCCCACACUCCGCGUGGCCGCUCUCAGCGGCUCCCUCCGCAACAACUCGUGGCAUCACGGCCUCAUCCGCGCCGCCGAGGAGCUGUGCGAGGAGUGCAUUCCAGGGCUGCGCAUCGACCACGUCGACAUCUCCGGCCUGCCCAUGGCCAACCCGGACCUCGAGACCGACGGUGGCGACGGUUUCCCGCCGGCCGUGGAGGCGUUCCGCGACAGGGUCAGCGCCGCGGACUGCUUCCUCUUCGCCUCGCCCGAGUACAACUACUCCGUCACCGGCUCGCUCAAGAACGCGCUGGACUGGGCAUCGAGGGGCACACACAAAUGCUGGGCUGACAAGGCAGCGGCGAUCAUCUGCGCGGGGGGCGACUUCGGCGGGGGCAGGGCGUCGCUCCACUUGCGCGAGAUCGGGAUAUACCUGGACCUGCACUUCAUCAACAAGCCGGAGCUCCACAUCAGGGCGUACGAGGACCCGCCCAAGUUCGACGACAAGGGGAACCUCAUCGACGCCCAAGCCAAGGACCGGCUCAGGAAGGUGCUCCUCUCGCUGCAGGCAUUCGCGCUCAGGCUCCAACGCAAAGAGAAUUGA
Triticum turgidum subsp. durum (durum wheat) is the source of this 705-nucleotide messenger RNA. The record is from the annotation of a GenBank genome assembly. Lineage: Eukaryota; Viridiplantae; Streptophyta; Magnoliopsida; Poales; Poaceae.